GUGGAACGCAUGUUUGUGAGCAAGCGAACAGCCGGAGCGAUAUUUAACAAACACAGGAAGUUUAGCAGAGGUCGAUGCCACAAAUGCUACCGCUAUUGAAUUACACCCCGCAUUCAUACCGUGCACACAUGGGCAUCUUAGCUGGCUAAACUGCUACACACAGAAAGGCUAUGGACAAGCCUUUGGAGUAUUGAUUAACGUUACUGAACACGAACGGGCGUCUCAUUAAUAGCCGGCACUCACUGUCAUUAGAUUGUAAGAUUACCCGCUGGGCUGCAGGUCUUCAGCUAAGAAGAGUUACAUAUGUCCUUUACUCAUAAACUGGAUUUAGAACUGUGUGUUUUGGUAUGUGAUGUUAUAACAUCUAUAUAGAGUCUAAAUCCACUGGAGGAGUGCAGAAGUCAUCACCAUGCCCCUGUCAGACUUCCUGGACAGCCUGAAAGACAACCCAUACUUUGGGGCUGGCUUCGGACUGGUUGGGGUUGGGACAGCCUUGGCGUUGGCCAGGAAAAGCGCUCAGGUGGGGAUGAUCUUAUUCCGCAGGAACUACAUGAUCACGCUGGAGGUCCCCAGCAGGGACAAGAGCUAUCACUGGCUGCUGAGCUGGAUCACCAAGCACUCCACACACACUCAGCACCUAAGCGUGGAGACUUCCUACAUGGCACAUGAGAGUGGACGGGUUCACACGCAGUUUGACUUCCACCCAAGCCCUGGGAACCACAUCAUCUGGUAUAGGAGAAAGUGGAUCCGCGUGGAGCGGACCAGAGAGAAGCAGAUGGUGGAUCUACACACUGGAACUCCAUGGGAGUCUAUCACUUUCACUGCUUUAGGCAGAGACAGACAGGUCUUCUUCAGUAUCUUACAAGAAGCAAGAGAACUGGCACUGAAGCAGGAGGAGGGACGGACAGUAAUGCACACAGCCAUGGGCGCUGAGUGGAGGCCCUUUGGGUUUCCACGGCGACGCAGACCCCUCAGCUCUGUGGUCCUGGAAGCUGGUGUGGCUGAAAAGAUUGUAGAUGAUGUGAAGGACUUCAUUGGAAACCCCAAGUGGUACACAGACAGAGGUAUCCCUUACAGGAGAGGAUAUCUGCUGUAUGGACCCCCAGGAUGUGGAAAAAGCAGCUUCAUCACAGCACUGGCAGGCGAGCUGGGCUACAGCAUCUGUCUGAUGAGUCUGAGUGACCGAACCCUUUCAGAUGACCGUCUGAACCACCUCCUGACCGUGGCGCCGCAGCAAAGUAUCAUAUUGCUGGAGGAUAUAGAUGCAGCGUUUGUCAGCCGAGAGCUGCUUCCCACAGAGAAUCCCCUGGCCUACCAGGGAAUGGGAAGACUGACCUUCAGUGGCCUGCUUAACUCUCUGGAUGGAGUGGCUUCAUCUGAGGCCAGGAUAGUUUUUAUGACCACCAACUUCAUUGACAGGUUAGAUGCAGCGCUGAUCCGACCCGGCCGUGUGGAUCUGAAGCAGUACAUUGGCCACUGCACACAUUGGCAGCUCACCCAGAUGUUCCAGCGGUUCUACCCAAAGGAGCCUGCCUCUGAAGGGGAGCGGUUUGCGGAGUGUGCGUUAGCCGCCCACUCUGAAAUCAGUGCUGCUCAAGUGCAAGGACACUUUCUGUUGCACAAAAUGGACCCUGCAGGGGCUAUAGACAACGUUGCCCAAAUAAAAGGAUGACAGGAUCUGAAUGUGUUUGGACACUGAUUACUGAAUAAAGAAACAUGAGAAAAAUUUGAAAA
Messenger RNA from Monopterus albus (swamp eel), 1734 nucleotides. RefSeq names its product BC1 (ubiquinol-cytochrome c reductase) synthesis-like (gene bcs1l). Bases 410 to 1672 code for a protein of 420 amino acids. The transcript is spliced from 7 exons. The record is from RefSeq and is a predicted model, not a curated record. Gene Ontology annotation, molecular function: ATP binding; ATP hydrolysis activity. Lineage: Eukaryota; Metazoa; Chordata; Actinopteri; Synbranchiformes; Synbranchidae.